Molecule: messenger RNA, 553 nt
Organism: Dendrobium catenatum
Lineage: Eukaryota; Viridiplantae; Streptophyta; Magnoliopsida; Asparagales; Orchidaceae
Product: histone H4-like
Exons: 1
Coding region: 25-336 (103 amino acids)
Biological process (GO): nucleosome assembly
Cellular component (GO): nucleosome
Molecular function (GO): structural constituent of chromatin; protein heterodimerization activity; DNA binding
Source: RefSeq, a predicted model, not a curated record
UUCGCAAAACUAAAGAAGAGAGAAAUGUCUGGAAGAGGAAAAGGAGGCAAGGGUUUGGGAAAAGGCGGGGCAAAGCGCCACCGCAAAGUGCUCCGUGACAACAUUCAGGGCAUCACGAAGCCGGCGAUCCGGCGACUUGCUCGGCGCGGCGGAGUUAAGCGGAUCAGCGGCUUGAUUUACGAGGAAACUAGAGGCGUCCUCAAGAUCUUUCUCGAAACUGUUAUUCGUGAUGCGGUCACCUACACCGAACACGCUCAUCGCAAGACCGUCACUGCUAUGGAUGUUGUCUACGCCCUCAAGCGCCUUGGCCGUACCAUUUAUGGAUUCGGCGGUUAGGUCGUCGCCGGAAUUUCUUUGAGAUGGGUUGUUUGGUUGCUAUUUGAUUAUUUGAAGCUGAUAAUAAUAUGUUCUGUAAUUGCAUGGUACUCUUUGGGAUUGGCCACUUGAUUCUUACGGAAUGAUAAUUUCGUAUGUUUUUUAAUCACGUAAGUUUUGAUUUUUGUCUGUUUAUGGAUAGAUGAUAUGAAUUCUGAUGCGUCAAUGUUCGUUGUAA